AUGAGAAUUGAAUCAGCCACAUUUGCAGUACCAAUUGAGUUUGACGAGACAGGACAAAUGUAUGUUAACGUGGACGGAAUGGAUAUUUCACUCGACUCUAAUGGUAUAUUGAAAAUGAAGAACAGACAUUGUACUACAACAAUUUCGUUAGCAUCACCAAGUGAAGUAGAAAUAGCAACUCGAUCUGGAUAUCGUGAAGGUUCUAGCCUAUGUAUGCCAGUGCAAUCAUCGCAAUCUCAGGAAGCAAUUAAUGAAGACGGAAUAACUACAACACGAAUGUAG
Molecule: messenger RNA, 282 nt
Organism: Schistosoma bovis
Lineage: Eukaryota; Metazoa; Platyhelminthes; Trematoda; Strigeidida; Schistosomatidae
Source: the annotation of a GenBank genome assembly